ACAUUCUGCGCUUACUUGUUCCUUUGAUCCUUCACUCCUUUUUCUUAAUCAUGUUUUAGAUCAUAAUCAUCAUCGUUUAUGCAAACCCUUCCCGUCUCUUUUUCUGUCUUGUUUAACUUGUUCUAUACAAAAACCAUUCAUGAGAUUAUCUUCUUGGGUUGGGAGCAUCAAUCAGUAGAAAUAUAUGUAAAUCAUAUGAUCUCAAUUCUCAACCCUGUUGUGUUUUCUCUCUUUUAAAUCUAAGAUUUAGCAGGUUGCAGGGAAAGUUGAAACAAUCAUACAUGGAUAGACAGAAUAGUGCAAAUCAUGAGUGUGAUAUGGAUGGGCGGGACAUUGAAAAUGAUCAACUGAUGGAUUGGAAGGAGACUGAGACUACUGCAUCUUACAUUCAACCACUGUUGUUAAAAAGGGUCAACACCACUUCUCAGAUUGCCAUUGUUGGUGCCAACGUUUGCCCCAUUGAAAGCCUUGACUACGAGAUCGUGGAAAAUGAGUUAUUUAAGCAAGAUUGGAGAUCCAGGAGCAAGGUUCAGAUAUUCCAAUAUGUAAUACUCAAGUGGGCAUUUGCCCUUUGUAUAGGGCUAUUCACUGGACUUGUUGGCAUCUUCAACAAUAUUGCAGUGGAGAACAUAUCUGGCUUUAAGCUGCUUGUCACUACGGAUUUCAUUACCGACAAAAAAUAUUUUAAGGCAUUUGCUGUUUAUGCGGGAUGCAAUAUAGGUUUGGCUGCUGCAGCUGGAGCUCUGUGUGCUUUUAUUGCUCCUGCAGCAGCAGGGUCUGGUAUCCCUGAGGUAAAAGCCUAUCUCAAUGGCGUGGAUGCUUACACAAUACUAGCUCCAGGUACUCUCUUUGUAAAGAUUUUUGGUUCUGUGCUUGGUGUGUCUGCUGGAUUUGUUGUGGGUAAAGAAGGGCCAAUGGUUCACACAGGUGCUUGCAUAGCCUCUUUGCUUGGGCAAGGGGGCUCUCGUAAAUACCAUUUGACAUGGAGAUGGCUGAGAUAUUUUAAAAAUGAUCGGGAUAGAAGAGACUUGAUCACUUGUGGAGCUGCAGCUGGUGUGGCUGCUGCCUUUCGUGCUCCAGUUGGUGGUGUCCUCUUUGCUCUUGAAGAGGCAGCUUCAUGGUGGCGGAGUGCUCUUCUUUGGAGAACAUUUUUCACAACAGCAGUGGUUGCUAUAGUCUUGAGAGCUUUUAUACAGCUUUGCUCUUCUGGAAGCUGUGGAUUAUUUGGUGAAGGUGGUCUGAUAAUGUAUGAUGUCAGUGCAGCAAUAGUUACAUACAGCAGUUCAGAUAUAUUAGCUGUCCUACUUUUAGGAAUCAUUGGAGGCAUUUUUGGAAGCUUUUAUAAUUAUCUGGUGGACAAGGUCCUUCGUGUUUAUAGCAUCAUAAAUGAGAGAGGUGCUGCCUUUAAAAUCUUACUUGUUGUCACUAUCGCCCUCCUAACAUCAUGUUGUUCUUAUGGCCUGCCGUGGUUUGCACAGUGCAUCCCCUGCCCUACUGAUUCAUCUGUUAGCUGUCCCAGUACUGAUGCAUCUGGCAACUAUAAAAGCUUCCAGUGCCCGUCAGGUUACUACAAUGAUCUUGCCUCUCUCUUUCUGAAUACUAAUGACGAUGCUAUCCGAAAUUUAAUGAGCACCAGUACAGCAAAAGAAUUUCAUAUUUCUUCUCUGGUCAUCUUCUUUGCUGCUGUCUUCUGCCUGGGAAUUAUAACCUAUGGGAUUGCUAUUCCCUCUGGUCUCUUCAUCCCUGUCAUACUAGCUGGUGCUUGCUAUGGCCGUUUAGUAGGAAGAUUAUUUGAGUCCAUUUCCAAACUUGAUACUGGUCUCUUUGCCCUACUUGGAGCCGCAUCCUUCCUUGGUGGCACCAUGAGAAUGACAGUUUCCCUGUGUGUAAUACUGCUUGAGCUUACUAAUGAUUUGUACCUUCUGCCCCUUGUCAUGUUGGUUCUCCUUAUUUCAAAGACCGUGGCUGAUAAUUUUAACAAAGGUGUCUAUGAUCAAAUAGUGAAAUUAAAGGGAUUUCCUUAUAUGGAGGCCCAUGCAGAACCUUACAUGCGGCAGUUAGUCGCACUGGAUGUUGUCACUGGUCCAUUGAUAACCUUUUCCGGUGUUGAAAAGGUUGAGACUAUAUUACAUGCUCUGAGAACAACAGGGCAUAAUGGAUUCCCUGUGGUUGAUGAUCCACCUUUCUCAGAUGCACCAGAAUUAUGUGGGGUUGUCUUGAGGUCUCAUUUGCUUGUUCUCCUCAAGGGAAAAGUUUUUUCCAAGGACAAAAUACUUGCUGGAGAAGAGAUAUUGCGAAGAUUUGCAGCAUUUGAUUUUGCCAAGGCUGGCUCAGGGAAGGGAAUCAAACUAGAUGAUCUAGAUAUUGAACAGGAAGAGAUGGAAAUGUACAUUGAUCUCCAUCCAAUUACCAAUACAUCCCCAUACACAGUGGUUGAAACAAUGUCACUUGCCAAAGCUGCUGUCCUUUUCCGGCAACUCGGGCUCAGGCAUAUGUGUGUUGUUCCAAAGAGUCAAGGGAGGCCUCCAAUUGUUGGAAUCUUGACGCGACACGACUUCAUGCCAGAACACCUAUUAGGAUUGUACCCUCAUAUAAAGCCACACAAGUAAACAUCUGAAUGAAAUUUGGUUGUCUGCUAUAUGUUUAGCUAUUCAUUUUAUUGGUUGUGGAUGGUUAAGAUCGUGUCUAGUCUUCGUCAAAAUGAGAUCGAAGUUUAAACAUUUUUUGGGGGCAAAAUUCUUAAUGGAACAGUAUUUUAAUGAGUUGUAGAAGACAUUCAAGCCUUUUUAGCAACGGCAAUGUCAUGUUUCAUUCUUGAGGCGUCUUAUUCUUGCUCUUGGAUUAGAUUUGAAGCAGCAUAGGGGAAAAAGAGUUAGGCGCUUCAAAAAGAGUAAUUAUCAUGCAACAUUCAUAGGGUUUGAAGUUACUUCUUUUCUUGGCCAUGCCUCUUGUAAAUGAUAUGUGGAGGAUUUUUGUGUACCAUAUAUAUUCCAGUAAUCAUUGAAUAGAACUUGCAUAUAUUAUAAAUUGGUUCCUCAGUGGGCAUUAAA
This is a messenger RNA of Mangifera indica (mango), 3050 nucleotides long. Its product is annotated as chloride channel protein CLC-c-like. Bases 282 to 2609 code for a protein of 775 amino acids. Gene Ontology annotation, biological process: transmembrane transport; chloride transport. The transcript has 7 exons. Lineage: Eukaryota; Viridiplantae; Streptophyta; Magnoliopsida; Sapindales; Anacardiaceae. Gene Ontology annotation, molecular function: voltage-gated chloride channel activity. Gene Ontology annotation, cellular component: intracellular membrane-bounded organelle; plant-type vacuole membrane. The record is from RefSeq and is a predicted model, not a curated record.